Molecule: messenger RNA, 1002 nt
Organism: Paramecium primaurelia
Lineage: Eukaryota; Ciliophora; Oligohymenophorea; Peniculida; Parameciidae
Source: the annotation of a GenBank genome assembly
AUGUAAAUUACAGCAUUUACUGAUAUAAAUCUAUUUACAAAUAAAUAAGUGUCUGCUCAUAAGCAUCCAAUAAAUACACCUUAAAUAAAAAAUUAUUCAGUCAGAGUUAAUGAUAGUCUUAUCUCACCAAAUCAAUAUUUAGUAGCAAUCAGAUUAUAAAUUAAUCCUAUACUUAAAGAGAAAGAAGGAUUUCCUAUUAUUUAAUUAUAUAAUGUAAUAACUGGAAAAGAAUUAUAUUCAAAAUCUUGGAAGGUGGAUAGCUCUCUUAUCUCUUAUUAAUUUAGUUUUGAUUCAAGUUUAUUUGUUAUUUUGGAUACAGAAAGUUUGAGUAUAAUCAAUGUUUAAGAAAUACAUAAAAUAUAGAUAAUAAAAUUGAAAAGUGAACGCUUAAUAUCAAUUGAUACAGAUAAUAAUAUUAGUCUACAGUUAUCUAAUAAUAGUAUUAUGGUCUAUUCUCCAAAAAAUGAAUUCUAACAUACAUUACAGAUAUAGAAUGAAGUUGACUAUCUACAUAUGCUAGGUUUAAAUUAUGCAAUGUAUAGUUGUGGUCUUUAUUAAUAUCUUCUGAAUGUAUAAAAUAAGAGAGUAUUGAGAAGAUGGAUGAAUCAUGAUUUCGAGAUAACCAAUUAAAUUAAUUAUAAGAAUUUUUUGGUGAUAUAAAGUUGUGGUUAUAAGAUGAAAUUUGUUUAUAUUAGAUUAUAACAAUCAGGAAAAAUUAUUAGGAAAUAUACUAGUUGCAAUAUGAGAUAAGGAUAAAAUAGAAUUGCAUAUGAAAAUUCAUCAAUUUCAAUAUUUUAAUUUUUUUACUGUAGAAUAAAAUAACCAAUAUUAAAUGUUAUAAAAAAUGUAUUUAAAAUUGAAAUGAAUGUUAAUAAAUUUGAUUUAUUGUAAGGUGGAUUUAAAUAAUAUAAUUUUCAGAUUGACCAGGAUUAUGAUUAGAGAAAAGAGAUACCAAUUUAUUUUUUAAAUGGAAAUUAACUGAAUUAUUAUCUUUUUAUAUGA